Molecule: messenger RNA, 2223 nt
Organism: Alligator sinensis (Chinese alligator)
Lineage: Eukaryota; Metazoa; Chordata; Crocodylia; Alligatoridae
Gene: SNRNP25
Product: small nuclear ribonucleoprotein U11/U12 subunit 25
Exons: 6
Coding region: 66-362 (98 amino acids)
Biological process (GO): mRNA splicing, via spliceosome
Cellular component (GO): U12-type spliceosomal complex
Source: RefSeq, a predicted model, not a curated record
ACCUCCCUGUGCAGGUCACCCCGGAGGAAAUCAACUCCCAAAUCGCGCUGGAGUACGGCCAGGCCAUGACGGUGCGCGUGUGCAAAGCCGACGAGGAAGUGAUGCCUGUAGUAGUGGUACAGAAUGCCAGUGUCCAGGACCUGAAGAAAGCCAUCCAGCGGUAUGUGCAGCUGAAACAGGAGCGGGAAGGAGGUAUACAGCAUGUUAGCUGGAAAUAUGUGUGGCGAACAUAUCACCUAACCUUUGCUGGAGAGAAACUGACAGACGACCGAAAGAAGCUGAGAGAAAAAUCUGUGACUUCCCUAUUGAACCAAGAUGACCUCCCAGCCCCUGUGCCACCUUUUUGUGUACAGAUGUACUGACCAGACAUGGGGUUUCUGGAGCCAGAUAGGCGGCUGCUGUUCCUGAGCAACUCUAAACUUAAGAAGAUGAAAGCAGAAGUGUGUCUUCCAUGGUGUCUGUUCUAGGAUCAGUUUGAAGCCAUCAAUGGAAGUGUAAAGGAGGCAUCACGUUCAGUACAAAGGAAUCAGUUCAACAGUAGACUGUUGUGAAAACAAACUGCCAAAGCACUGGAGCCCAUGAAAAACUAAUGCAGAUCUAGAUCCUCUACUUCAUUGUCGUAAUCUCAAGGAGCUUGUCUCUUGGUUAAGUAGAUGUGAUGUAGAGAUAUUGUGACAGGGUUCAUGGGCUCUGUGUGCCUGAAAUUGAUAAAAUUGGAGUGGGGGGGUUAUAUGAUGGAUAGAAAACAUUUGACAUUAGGUAUCUAUCUAAUUCCUGUGGCAAGCGUAUCACUGCUAAUUCAAGGUUGAGAAUAUUAGUAUGUUAGAAGAAUUUUCUAUGAUGUUUCUCCUACAACAUCAUCUAGCUUCUACAGCUGAACAGUAAAAUUUACUGCCACAAAAUUCUCAGCCCUCCAGUGUUCCCAUUUUCUCUUGUAGAGGAUAGAGACCCUGUUGGUAUGACAAGGUCUCUUCGUUAUUGUCCAAGUUAAAUAGGUUAAACAUCACUAAGUUUCUGGAAGAUUGAGAUAGUAUGUGAGGUGAGUUGUCACUGACUCAUGUCUGACUUGCCUGGUUCCUGCUUUUUGUGGGGGCAGAGUGCUGUCUUGGGCCUGAAACCCCCCCCCAAAAAAAAUUACUCCUAUGGAUAAUAUCAACUUAAUUUUGCUUGCUGAGGAAGACUUUAUCUAUUGCCUUGCUAAGUAACAGCUAAACUGUGUUUAUGAAUUUAAAAAGCCAUUGUUCUUACCUUAUUGUCUUUAUUAUGUUUGACAACAUUUUGCAGAGUCCAGGUUGUUGCUUCCUGGUGUCUUUCAUUUGGUUGACAGGGUAGAAACACUCAAAAUGGGACAUUGAAACUUUGAUGUGACAACGAUCAGCAGGGGCAAGUAGAGCCCCUGAAUUCUCUCAACUUCUUAUGUAGAAAAGAACAGCAGAAUCUUGAUAGAUCAGUCACAGAUGGACACUUCCACUACCCUGAGUAAGACUGCCUGAAGGCCUAUGAGGAACAGUCUGCUUUUAAAUGUCCCAAGCAAUGUGGCUUCCAGACCUUGCCCAGCUGAUUCUCAAUUUAUCAAAUUGUUUUUGUGCUGGAAUGCAGCUUCUUAGUUUUUGAGAAACAGGUCAUUUGUAAUUCUCCCAUCUAGCAAACAAGUGAACUAGAAAGACCAGAACUACUUUUCACCAUGACAUAGAAGGUUUCUAGACAAGGGAGUAAUUUAGCAGCAUCAAACGCAGCUCUGAGGAUUUCCUGCUAAACAUAUAUAUGGAACACACACCUGAAAAUGGCCUUCUGGGCCAUCAAAUUCAUUUCCCUGAGUUUCCAUGAAAUUGUUUACCUAAGAAAUCUCCAGAUCACCAUUUCAAAUGUGUGUAAUGGCAAGGGACAAUAACUAACAUCAAUAAUGCCCCAUCGCAUACACAGGUAAAACAGAGGAGCCCUGCCACUGCAUGGUGGGGGAGCCCCUCAUCCUAAAUUUGCAUGGGGGUGGGGACAGGUAGCUUCUGCUGCUCAGCAGCCUCCUGUUUAUCAUUUGUCUUUUUCUGUCCCCCACCCCUCCUUACCAUCAGGGGCAGCUUUGCUCUGGCUUAGGCUGGGGUCCUUCCUGGGCACAGAGCAAAUGGAAACUCUCCUGCCCAGCCAAUCAGCAGUGCCAUCACUGCUGAAUUGCUGGACAGGGGCUGACAAGGUUCCUUGGGUGAAUUCGAUAUCUUUUAUUAGACC